AUGAUAGACCUCACCCCACACCAAUCCGUCCUCCCCAACCUCCGCGACAUCGGCAACAUCCCCAUCCCACCACCACCACAAACAUCACCAACAACCUCAAAAACCACCACCCGCCCUGGCCUUCUCUACCGCUCCGCUGCCCCAACCCCCGGCGCCGUCCCGUCCCUCCAGUCCCUCCACAUCACCCACGUAUUCGACCUCCGCUCCGACGUCGAAGUCACCCGACAAGGCGGCCCCUCCGCCGCCGACGCCUGCUCCCAAUCCCCUCCCUCUCUCACACGAAUACACGUCCCCGUCUUCAAACUCGUCGACUACACGCCCGAGGCCAUAGCCCUCCGGUACCAGGACUACGCGGCCGUCGACACCACUGCCGGCUUCGUCUCCGCCUACAGAGGGAUACUCAGUGCAGGUGGCGAGCGCGCAUUCGCCCCGAUACUACGACAUCUUGCGCAGGAGAACCCCACGCCGUGUCUGGUGCAUUGCACGGCGGGUAAGGAUCGGACGGGUCUGAUAUGCGCUAUCGUGCUGUCGUUGUGUGGUGUGGAUGAUGACACGAUUGCGUGGGAGUAUGGGCUUACGGAGGAUGGGUUGGCGCCGCUGAAGAAGGGUAUUAUGGAGAGGUUGAUGAGUGCGGAGAAGGUGACGGUUGAUGAGGCCGGUGCGUGGAGGAUGUUGAGUUCAAGACCUGAGAGCAUGCUUGCUACUCUCAAGGUAAUGAGGGAGGAGUACGGCUCGAUAGAAGAGUACGUGUUGAACCAGUGCAAAAUAUCUCCCCAUGAUAUUGCACAAUUGCGACGAAACUUCAUUGUUGAGGCGCAGAACGGACAUGAUGAUGCCUCGAGGCCUGUUUUAUGA
Pochonia chlamydosporia 170 is the source of this 855-nucleotide messenger RNA. RefSeq names its product tyrosine phosphatase. Gene Ontology annotation, molecular function: phosphoprotein phosphatase activity. NCBI's taxonomy places the organism in Eukaryota, Fungi, Ascomycota, Sordariomycetes, Hypocreales, Clavicipitaceae. The record is from RefSeq and is a predicted model, not a curated record. Bases 1 to 855 code for a protein of 284 amino acids. The transcript has 2 exons. Gene Ontology annotation, biological process: dephosphorylation.